This is a messenger RNA of Ambispora gerdemannii, 269 nucleotides long. Lineage: Eukaryota; Fungi; Glomeromycota; Glomeromycetes; Archaeosporales; Ambisporaceae. The record is from the annotation of a GenBank genome assembly.
AUACGAUUGAAGUUCUAGCUUGUGGUCACACAUAUCAUAAAAUUUGUUAUAGCCGUAAUGGGUCCAAAUGUCUACAUUGCCUCUCAUUUCUACAAGAUGGUGUUGACGAACACGUCCAAUCCUUACUAGAACAUUUGCGACAUUUUAAUGAACAUCAAGUCGAAGAACCUGACGAUAAUAUUCCUUGUGAUGACAACGAUGAAAAUGAACCAGUGGAAUGUAUGGUAUUUACAUUGGAAGAAGCAUUACAGAAAUUCCAAUUACAAUAA